UCUUUUGUUAAACGGGCUGGAAGAGAACUUGCAAAUUUAUUAUUUUAGCCUGAAGCCGUAAAGUAAUUUUAUAUAUUUCGAAACUAUCAUAUAGAAUUAACUGGCUGACGUUUGAUUUCUAGCAGUGUAUUAAAUAAUAUUAAUAUAAGUGCUUCUUUCUAACAGGAGCAAGAUUGCAAAUCAAAAUUUUACCUGCAACGCAUGUACACACAUCUAAACAGCACGUACUAUUCAUUCAGAUCGUAAGCGGUAUCCGGAGCAGCUGCAUAUUAAGUCGGCCAGAGAAAAUCUCUUGUCUUCUUUGCGCCUGUUCCUCACUAAGCAAGGGUCUCUACAUACUCAACAAGGGUAAAAAAAAAUUUUAAACUCCAACUUCAACCUCGUGCAACAACUACACCGGUGCGCAGAGUUGCAGCUGUAAAAGCCGGGUAGUUACACAUUUUAUUAUACAUACAAACACCUAUGUACCGGCCUUGUUGUUUGGUCUGAGACGCCUGCUCUCUGCAAACUGAACGUCUGCAGUGCAUAAUCGUCAAGGUUUUCGUAAUUCAACGAUUCUGUUCAGUCUGAGAGCGCACAUCCAGCAGUCAUCAACGCACCGCAUCACCAGCACGGAACGUAACCAUUAAAAUUUAUAAAAUAAUUACUUGUCUGUUGGUAUUACCACUCGUGCCAAUAACUGUGGUUUUAGCCAGUCUAGAUUCCAACUUGUAACAUCAUUUAGAACGAGUCUCCACUUAUUACUGGAGUUUUCGUCCCACUGAGCACAUAUUGCAUUGCACGUCUGUCGUUUGUCAUCCACACAUUGCUUUUGGUUCCGUUUGGUGUCUGUGCGUGAGUAUGUGCACGUUUGUCUGACUAAACGCGCCCGUAUAAAAUAGUUGUGCCGUGCCUUUUUGUAGUCGUCGCGAUCUGUGUCGUCGUGUCCAUUUUCAGUUCCCGUACCCGUACCUAUAUUCAAUCGGUAGUGUCGUAGCAUUACUGCAAUCGUGUAUCUCUGGUCUGCGGAAUUCACUGUGUCGUAUUUUCGUUUUGCAAAUUUGUUGCUGCUGGUUUUGCCACACAUUUGCAAAAACAAGCAACCUAAAAUACGAAACUCAACUUCGAUCUCCUACGACAAGAGUAACUUCGUCAUUGUGCAGCGAGAAGAGUAGCGAAUAUUUUAAAACGUACAUUGCCGGUUGUGAACUUCGUUCUUGUGUGUCUAUAUCAUCAUCAAUUUCAUUGUGGUGGCAAGAGCGAGCUAACCAGUGCCACAUUAACAUUUACAGCGACAGCAGGAAGACUACAUAUUGCGAAAUUUAAAUAUAUAUUUUUGAUCAUAUUGAAAAAGAGGAAGCUAGAGUUAACUAGACGCCUACCUAGCAAAAAUUUUCACACGGUGAAUCUCAGACAAAUUCAUUACAUUCCCGUUUUUAUUGUUACAUUUAAAUAAAUGGUUAAUAUGGAAAACGCCGAAGAAGUAAUGCAAAUUCUGGAGCGCUUUACGCGUCUAAAGCAAAAGGAGAUACCCAAGGAGUUGGACGAUUAUUUGCAGUAUGUGGCGAAAACCGGCGAUACGGUCUUUAAAUGGGCGAGCCUGAAAUAUUUAUUCCGGGAGAAGUUGCUCAAUGUGAUUAAACAUUUCCACGAUACGUCGCCGCGUGUUGAUGAGAUUCCUCAAUAUCCGAACGUUGAUCCUUUUAAUUAUGAGAGCAUGAAAUCAUCGCUGUUGGAGCGUCUGGAAUUAUUCAAUGCCGCACCAUUUACCAUUCAGCGUUUGUGUGAGCUUUUGAUUGAUCCGCGGAAACAAUACAGUCGCAUUGAUAAAUUUAUGCGUGCUCUUGAAAAGAACAUUUUAGUAGUGAGCACCAUCGAACCCGGUCGUAAACGCACUGAAAGCGAGAACGGCGAUUCACUGGACUCAGUUGUCAACGGUGAUCUGUCGCUGGAUGUCAACGUCGAUAUCGAUAUGGAGAAUGAAUCCUUGUUCAAUAUGGAGGCACAAAACGGCAAUGGCACUGGCAACGGCAAUGGUACAGCUUCGGCAACCGAUGGUGGAGCAUCACCAGAGUCUGAGUCGAAAGAAAAGUCCGUAGUGAGCGAGACAGCUACCAAGCACUCUACAACCGAUGAUGAUAUUUUACCGAAUCCGAAAAAGGCAAAGCUGGAUUUGGAUGCGAAAGAUGAAAAUACCGCUGAAAAGACUGAAGAUGAACAGAGUGGUGUAUCGGUGGAAAAGGAUGAGAGCAAAUCUGCAGCUGCUGAAGCUAAGUCGAAAGAAACAGAGAAAGGUGAUAGUAAACCAGCAGCAGAGGUGGCUAAGCCGUCCGAGGAUGCAGAAAUGAUAGAAGUUGAUAAUAAAAAAACAGAAUCGAAGGAAAGUAAAGAGGAAUCUAAUAAGGAGGAGCAAGUAGAGAAAAAAGACGUGCUAGACAAAGCGAAUGAGAAACAGUCUGAAAGUAAGGAGGAAAAGGAAGUGCUUGCAGAAAGCAAUGACAUGGAAAAAGCUGCUAAGGAGGAAACUGCCAGUUCCACUGAGAAAGUAGCUACUGAAGAAGUUGACGCUGUUAAGAAGGUAGAAGGCAUCGCUGAGUCGGAAACCGAAUCAAAAAUCACUAAAGAAGAAGAAAAAAUUGUUGAAAAACAGGAAAUAGAGAAAGGCGAAAAAGAGGUUGUUGUAGCAGCUGCUUUAGCCACUACCAAGCCUGUUGAAGAAUCUGCUGAGUCCGAGGUCAAGAAAUCAGCCGAGCCUGCAGCUAAAGCGACAGAAGCGGUUGCUAGUGAUUGUGCUAAGGAUAGCGCUAAAAUCGUAGACAAAGUUCAAGAGGAAACGGCGCCUGUCAAAGCCAACGAGGCCGCUGCUGAUUCUAAGGCCGAAGUUUCGACUAGCACACCAGAAAAAGAUGAAGCUGCGCCACAGACAACGGCUGCUGGAGCUGAAGCUGUCGCUGCUGUAGCGAAAGAUCCCGCUGUUGAACCAAAAGCCACAUCUGAAGUGACCGACUCCACUGCCACCCAAACAAAAGAAUCCGAAAAGACUGAGAGCAAUGCAGAGGCCGCUGCCGAAUUGGAAAAACCGGUCGAAGAAAAAGUAGUUGAAGCUGUUACGACCACGUCCAACGAGGCAGAAGCUGUUGCGAUUGAAAAGUCCACGGCUGUUUCCGGUAGUAAAACCGCCGUGGAUAAAGCCGAAACAGUUGCUGCUGCACCAGCUAAAAACGAAAUUUCUGCGUCGGAAGAAAACAAAGAAGCUGCCGCUGCUGCAACCGCCACCGCAGCUAAAGCCAGCGAAGCUGAAAUUCCAACAACCGCUGAGGCGGUAGAAAGCACAACUGCUGAUAUUGUUAAUGUAGCCGAAAAAAGCGAUGUUGUCGCCCCAGCUGCAGAUACGACUCCAGCUCCAGACUCGGCCGAAGCUAUUGCUGCCGUUCCUGUUGCCACACCAACAGCCACCCCGCUACCUACACCGACAUUAGCCCUCAACGAUCAACCCAUGGACGAUGUGCCGAUUGAGGAGGGCCAACCCGCUGUUAACGAAGUUGUUAUGGCCGAAACAAACGCUGCCACCGAAAUGGCCACUGACGCAAACGAACCACCAGCACCAUCCAAGGACGAACCCGCUGGCAUGGAAGUGGAUGACACCAGUCAGGAGGCCAUGGAUCAGUAAUUUUGUGGCAGCACAUAACAAACUAAACAAUAACAUUUUCCACACGCAUAAAAUACAAAAGAAAAAUUUUUAAUUGUGAAAUGCGUCGAUAACGACGGCGACGACGACUACGGCGACAGCGCGACGCAAAGCGAUUUCUUCAUACUUAAAUACUUUUUGAAUAUGUAGCGUGUUUUUAGGCGCAUAAGCAAAAUUUACAUGAAUAUGUAAACGAAAUUCGUUGUAAGCUAAUUUAAACUAUCAAGAGAACAUAAUAAUUAUAACUUAAAAAGAAAAUACAAAACAAAAGCAAAAAACAAAAAUAAUGUGGUUGGCAAGCAAGAAAUAUAUAAAAACAAAAUACUUCAUACACACAUAUAUAUAUGCGUCUACUUUAUACAAUAAGCAGUGAUAUGUGCUGUUCCAUUCCAUUUGUCAGAA
This is a messenger RNA of Bactrocera latifrons, 4069 nucleotides long. RefSeq names its product serine/threonine-protein phosphatase 4 regulatory subunit 2 (gene PPP4R2r). The coding region runs from base 1436 to 3649 and encodes 737 amino acids. Gene Ontology annotation, cellular component: nucleus; protein phosphatase 4 complex; cytoplasm. Gene Ontology annotation, molecular function: protein phosphatase regulator activity. Gene Ontology annotation, biological process: protein dephosphorylation. The record is from RefSeq and is a predicted model, not a curated record. The transcript is spliced from 4 exons. Lineage: Eukaryota; Metazoa; Arthropoda; Insecta; Diptera; Tephritidae.